Messenger RNA from Andrographis paniculata, 962 nucleotides. Its product is annotated as glyoxylase I 4. The record is from RefSeq and is a predicted model, not a curated record. NCBI's taxonomy places the organism in Eukaryota, Viridiplantae, Streptophyta, Magnoliopsida, Lamiales, Acanthaceae. The transcript has 3 exons. The coding region runs from base 178 to 888 and encodes 236 amino acids.
ACUCGAUCAGGUGACGAGGUGAGGCGAAGAGCACCGCCUUCCCAAAUCACACGUGUCACGCGUGCCAACGCCACGCGUCGGCUUUCCAAUCCAUCCGCCGCCCACCGCCGCUGCUCAUAAGUAGGCCGAUGACCAGCGGCGGUGCGACAAUACCACCGCAUAAACGAAUUCGAAUAAAUGCAGGUCGACAGAGGCGAAGGCGAGAGACACGACCGGCGAAACGCCGGAGGGGAGGACCCGGAGCGCACAGGACGUACGCCGAUAAUGGCGCUGAAUCACGUUUCUCGAGUCUGCAGAUCGGUGGCUGAGUCGGUAGACUUCUACAGUAAAAUACUAGGCUUCGUGCUGAUCGAGCGGCCGGAAUCCUUCGACUUCGACGGCGCGUGGCUGUUCAACUACGGCGUGGGGAUCCACCUGAUGCAGUGCAAGGACGACGAGAAACUGCCUCGGGAUCGAGACCACCUGGAUCCGAUGGAUAACCACAUCUCGUUCCAGUGCGAGGACAUGGAGGAGAUGGUGCGGAAAUUGAAAAAUCAAGGCGUGAAUUACCUGAAGAGAACCGUGGGAGAUGAGGAGGACGGAGUUCCAGUGAUCGAUCAGCUGUUCUUCAACGAUCCGGACGGAUUCAUGAUCGAAAUCUGCAACUGCGAGAAUAUGAAGCUCCGGCCUCGAUCUUCCAUGGGGAAGAUCAAGCUCCCAUCCGAUAAGCACAAUCCUCCUGUUGAAUUAGGAAAUCAAAAUGUUGGUGAUUAUAGUAGAACCCGAGAGCAAAAAAGGCCAAAAACUGAGAACACACAGGACAGAAGAGAAAAACGCUAUGGAGGUACCAAAUUGCUAGACAUCGCUUCCUCGAAAUUAAGCCAAUUCAAAUUCCAGCACAUUUUAUAAAAACCAAUUGAAGAUACAGCAGCAAUCAAAUCCAUUGUUCUGGUAGAUUCUGGGCUGAAGAAAUUACCGGACGC